CUUCACCUUUUACAUGUUUGAAGGAUCACCCUGGAAAGAGGGGAAAACUCACCUUGUUGCUGAGUGGUACAUCGGCUGCAACAACCAAUUCUCUUGAUCAUAUAUUUUGCUUUUACACACUCAGGCGCUUGUAGUGGUGCAACUGUGGAAGAUGCUUUUAAUGUUGGGAUGUUGGGCAGUCAAGUCAAUGUUACUUGUUACUAUUGUGCAGUCACCAUUGAAGAUGAUGCAGUGAUCUCAGCUUUCAAGUCUAUAGAAGGAGGUCCUUGGUGGAAACCAUUUUGUCAAAAGUCAAAAGAAAAACCUCAAUGAUAGACUUAUUAUGAGAAUUCUGUGAUGGUGACAAUGAGAGACAUAGCGGUGGAGCUUGUAAUAAUAACAGUUUUCACAAUCGUUGGUCUCUUAAGCAGUAGAUAACUCAGUUCACUUGUAGUACUUAGCUUCUCUUGCAACAGUCUCACAGGUCAAAUUCCAUCUUCUGAGAAAUGGGCAGAACUUGAAUCAGUAGAUCUCUCGUCAAACAAGCUUGAUGGUAGGAUUCCUGAGCAGUUGACAAGUCUGGUAUUCGUUUCAGUUUUGAACUUUUCAUACAACGAACUUGUGAUUCACAUUCCUCAAGGGAAGCAACUCCAUACUUUUUCUAAAGAUUGCUACAUUGGAAACUUAGAUUGUGUGGAAUCCCAUUGACAAAGAAAUGCCAAGUCACGAA
Molecule: messenger RNA, 709 nt
Organism: Rubroshorea leprosula
Lineage: Eukaryota; Viridiplantae; Streptophyta; Magnoliopsida; Malvales; Dipterocarpaceae
Source: the annotation of a GenBank genome assembly